Epinephelus fuscoguttatus (brown-marbled grouper) is the source of this 1496-nucleotide messenger RNA. It is a transcript of the gene ankrd29, whose product is annotated as ankyrin repeat domain 29. Gene Ontology annotation, molecular function: protein binding. The transcript is spliced from 10 exons. Bases 384 to 1139 code for a protein of 251 amino acids. Lineage: Eukaryota; Metazoa; Chordata; Actinopteri; Perciformes; Serranidae. The record is from RefSeq and is a predicted model, not a curated record.
CCGUGCAGCACUGACUGCAGAGGAUGAGCUCAGCUGACCGUCUGCCUGUUAUUAUGUCCGCGAACAGGCGCCGCCAACACCCAAACUCAGUGCGGCAAAACAGGCGAGUGGCGCUCAGCUCAGCAUCGUCUCUAAUGAACGAGUGCGCAGGAAGAAACAUGAGUCACGAAUGAGGUCUGCAGGAUGUCUUUUAAGAAGGAAACACCCCUGGCUAAUGCUGUGUUUUGGGCAGCGAGGAAAGGGAACCUGGCUCUACUUCAGCUGCUGCUCAACAGUGGGCGCGUGGACGCAGACUGCAGAGACAGUGUACGGCCGCUGCAUGUCCUGGCUGCUCAGCUGCACGCUUUAACCAUAACCCACCUGUGUACGGAACCACAGCGCUGAUGGUGGCGUCCUACAGCGGCCAUUAUGAUUGUGUCAAAGAACUUAUCAUGCAAGGAGCUGACAUCAACUACCAGAGAGAGACAGGUUCCACUGCCCUGUUCUUCGCCUCCCAGCAUGGACACAAUGAAAUUGUGAAGCUCCUCUUUGAAUUUGGUGCCUCUACUGAGUUCCAGACAAAGGACGGCGGCACAGCUCUCACAGUCGCUUCCCAGUACGGACACUCCAAGGUGGUGGACACCCUGUUGAAGAAUGGAGCCAAUGUUCACGACCAGCUGAAUGAUGGUGCCACCGCUCUGUUUCUGGCUGCCCAGGAGGGUCAUGUGAAUGUGAUUCGUCAGCUGUUGUCAUCCGGUGCCAAGGUUAACCAAGCGAGGGAGGAUGGCACUGCCGCCUUGUGGAUGGCAGCUCAGAUGGGUCACAGUGAGGUGGUGAGGGUGCUGCUCUUACGUGGUGCUGAUCGGGAUGCUGACAGACAAGAUGGAUCAACAGCGUUAUUCAAAGCCGCGUAUAAGGGACACAACAGCGUCAUCGAGGAACUUCUCAAGUUUUCUCCUUCAGUUGGACUUCUCAAGAAUGGCUCCACUGCCCUACAUGCUGCUGUUAUGGGUGGAAAUCUUCGAUCUGUUUUGCUGCUGCUGGAGGCCAACGCAGACCCCACUCUACCCAACAAGAAUAAUGAACUCCCUGCAGAUCUAACAAAGAACGACCGCAUCCUAAAGUUGUUAAAUCCAAAAAUGUUAAAUGGAGACAGCUGAUGACCGACCUGACUGCUGCCUUCCUGCCUGCCUGUACCACACCGGUGACGUGUACUGAGGGGAAACUAAAACAAACAAUACAGCGUCAAAUCUACUCAGCUACAAUAUGUCCAUGGUGCUUGCUUUUGAUUGCAACUGAAAUUAAGCUGUCAUAUGUUGAAUAAAACCUGGACAAAAUCUAGAGCUACACAACGUGCAACCAAAAUGCAUCUGUCUGCCAUGUGCAUCAUCUCCUUUACUCUGUUGUUCUACAGUUUAUGCAUUUAUUUUUGUUUACCCCAGGUGUUGUAAGAUUUCUAGAUAUUUUGCACACUUUUUAUUUGCCUUUUUAAUAGAUGUAAUAAAGUGUAAAUUUGU